Periconia digitata is the source of this 845-nucleotide messenger RNA. NCBI's taxonomy places the organism in Eukaryota, Fungi, Ascomycota, Dothideomycetes, Pleosporales, Periconiaceae. The record is from the annotation of a GenBank genome assembly.
CUGGCGGAAGCCGAAUAAAUACAUCAUGGCUGAAAAUGCGCCUCCUACCGCCGCGACCGGAAACGCGCCGUCAGACGCGUCGCGAGGCAUGCCAUACUACGAGCGGCUGCGACGGGAUCUCAGAGACUCUCUUAACAAGAAACGCCAGCUAGAUAACAGUCUGGAGACACUCGAGACUAAUAUUUCCCGUGCCGAAACCACCUACCUGGAAGAAACAAGCGCUGGCAACAUCAUCAAGGGCUUUGAUAAUUACAUCAAGGGCGCUGCGGUGACGACAACAGCAGGAGGCGCAGGCACGGCAGCAAGAAGAAAGGCUACAAUCAGCGACGCAGACAGGAUAUUCAGCCAGAGCUCGAGAAGCGUCCCCAAGGAAGCGACUACGCCGAACUCGACGCAGACGACGCCGUCGCAUGCACCAACUCCAACCUCAUCUUUUCCCACUCGCGAAUCAAGCCAGCCCACUUCCAACGGCACAAACAAAGCUGGUACAGGUAGCAAGAAGAAGAAGGCUGGGGAUGACGAUGAUGCCGACAACAGGCUAGCAAAGCGAAACAAGAUUUCCUAUGCCGCCAGAGAGUGAAAAGGAUAUAGUAUGCUGUGGUCAUGGGACGAUAUUGUCCGCCUGUACAAUGGAUUGCGAUACAAUGCUUGCAAAUGGAUUGUGGCAAGAGUAGAUCGGCAGAGGAAAAGCUGCUUCUCCAGCAGUGCCUCAUUGCAAAGUGAAUCGAAGAUGUCGUCCCUAGAAGAUGCAAUUUUCGACUAUCGAAAUUCUUUGGACGCGAAAUAGGUGGAACCACGAAUGCUCUUGAGGCAGCGGCGGCAGUAAGACAUUCUCCCCCAUCCGU